CAAUGAUAAACCUUUGCUUAAUACGAUGUAAUAAGGUAACAAUAAUGGAGGUUAAAGCAACUACAACUGCUAUUAUCUCCCUCGCUCUCUCGAAACCAGACAACACACAAACCUCACUUGGAGAUACUGUAGCUCACACACAUUCUCUCUCUCUCUUUCCGUACCAAUGGCUACUCUGUUUCUCCUCCCAGCCGCUUUCCGGGCCUGAAAACGGGUCAGAAUUUCUCUGUUUGGAAUCAACAAUGGAAGCUCAGGAUGACGAUUACAAGAAGAAAGAGAUGACUGCUCUUGUUACGAUCCUAGUGUUCGCAUCAUUCGCCAUUGCUUCUUGCCUUGCUGCAUUCAGCUACUACUGCUACCUCCGCAGCAAAGUCUCCGCCUAUCGCCUAAAGAACGAGAAAAUUAAGGAGGGUGAAUGUGUAGAUAAAGGAAGUGGCAUUUCCAAUCUCAAAGUUACUGUGGAUAAGGGAGUUCAGGUUUUCACCUUCAAGCAGCUUCAGUCCGCAACUGGUGGGUUUGGCAAGUCUAAUGUGAUUGGAAAUGGUGCCUUUGGGACGGUGUACAGGGGAGCUCUCCAAGAUGGGAAGAAGGUUGCAGUUAAGCUUAUGGAUCAUUCUGGAAAGCAAGGAGAGGAGGAGUUUCAAGUGGAGGUGGACUUACUGAGCAGGUUGAGGUCACCUUAUCUAUUGUCACUCAUUGGCUACUGCUCUGAGAAAAACCACAAGUUGCUUGUUUAUGAGUUCAUGGAAAAUGGUGGCUUACAAGAACACUUGUAUCCCUUCAGUGGUUCGAACAGUAUACGACAGAAGUUGGACUGGGAAACCCGGUUAAAGAUAGCUUUGGAGGCAGCGAAAGGUUUAGAAUAUCUCCACGAAGAUGUUAAUCCCCCAAUUAUACACAGAGAUUUUAAAAGCGGCAACAUUCUUUUGGAUAAGAAUUUCCAUGCCAAAGUUUCUGACUUUGGCCUCGCCAAGCUUGGGUCUGAAAAAGUUGGUGGGCAUGUUUCCACUCGAGUGUUAGGCACCCAAGGUUAUGUUGCUCCUGAAUAUGCAUUAACUGGGCACCUCACAACAAAAUCAGAUGUGUACAGCUAUGGAGUUGUUCUGCUGGAGUUAUUGACUGGCAGGGUUCCCAUUGAUAUGAAACGUUCUCCAGGGGAAGGUGUUCUUGUAACUUGGGCUUUGCCUCGUUUGACCGAUCGAGAAAAGGUGGUAGAGAUUAUGGAUCCAACACUAGAAGGGCAGUGCUCAAUGAAAGAUGUGAUUCAGGUUGCUGCCAUUGCUGCAAUGUGUGUGCAACCAGAGGCUGACUACCGCCCGCUUAUGGCUGAUGUUGUGCAGUCACUGGUUCCACUGGUAAAACAGAACAGACCCGCUUCCAAAAAUGGCUCCAGCAGCUCGAGCUAUCAUGCCGCUACACAGUCUCCCAAUAUGUAAAGAUUAUGUUGAUGCAAGUUAAUGAGUUAUGUCCUGAAAUUGCUUUGCUUGGAAAAAGAUGCAAGAAACUCUUGUUUGGGUUUACAUCCAAUGAAGUAUUGGCGGCAGGCAGGCUCCAGGCAUCAAUCUAAUUUUGCAUCAGAACUGAAAAAAGUGAUGUGUUGUAGACUUGUAGGAAUGUUUACAGUAGGAUUAGUUCCUGUUUGGACUAGUCUUUUCAAAAAACCCGGACAGUGUUUUGGAGAAUUGGAGCCAAUCUAUUGUAUUUCUAUUUAUCUAUUAUCUACUCCCUCAGUCCUCUAAUAUUGGUACAGAAGAGAGUUGUGUUGUUUUUUAAGAAAAAUAGAAUUGUGUGAUUGAU
Messenger RNA from Cuscuta epithymum, 1797 nucleotides. The record is from the annotation of a GenBank genome assembly. Lineage: Eukaryota; Viridiplantae; Streptophyta; Magnoliopsida; Solanales; Convolvulaceae.